AUGUCGGGAGGCGAUAAUGAGGAGUGCAACGGUGACGUCAGCGGUGCGGGCGGUGGGGGAGGGGAGCGGCGGAGCUGCGCGGGGGGGGGGGGGGGGGGGGGGGACACCGAGGACGCGGAGCUGCGCGCCCGUUCAUUAUUCAUAGAUGCAAUGCGCUGGCCGUGCGGUCUCCGUGAGCGGCGGCGAGGUUUAAUAAGGCGUUGUUGCGGCGCAGACGGCGGGCCGGUUGGCGGCGGCUGGCGCACUAUCUGCGGGCGGCGACCGGCGGGGGCCCGCGGGGUUGCGCGCGGCGGCGGCGGCGGCGCGGCGCGGGAAAGAGCGCGUAAAAAGGCGAGCGGCCGGCGCGCGCGGAUCCGCCGCCGCCGCGCGCCUUUCACGAGGUCGACGCCCGCCGGGGCCCCGCCGAAACCGACCCCGGCCCCGCGCCGCCGCCGCCGCCGCCGCCCCUCCCUCGGCCGCCCCGCGCUGCCCCCGCUCGGCCCCCACCGCCCCGCGCCGCACCCGCCUGACCCCCUAGGAGAUUUUCCCCAAUUUCACCGGCGCGCCGUGGAAACGGGCAGCGAU
This is a messenger RNA of Iphiclides podalirius (scarce swallowtail), 564 nucleotides long. The record is from the annotation of a GenBank genome assembly. Lineage: Eukaryota; Metazoa; Arthropoda; Insecta; Lepidoptera; Papilionidae.